Molecule: messenger RNA, 1692 nt
Organism: Lycium barbarum (goji berry)
Lineage: Eukaryota; Viridiplantae; Streptophyta; Magnoliopsida; Solanales; Solanaceae
Exons: 2
Coding region: 141-1427 (428 amino acids)
Molecular function (GO): protein binding
Source: RefSeq, a predicted model, not a curated record
CAAUCAUCUAUACAAUGAUAAAUUCUACUAAUCAAACUCCUACUAUUAUACGUCUCAUCCUACAUAUGCUAAUCCCAUAAAUUCAACAUAUAGUCCAUAUAGUUGUGUCCUUCAAUUGUUUUCUCCACACAACCAAGAAAAUGCCUUCAUCACUACCUUCUCUAUCUUCAACCUCAAACCCAUAUCUCCAUACUCUUCUUGAAUCAUGCCGUCCUUUCCUUCGUGGUGAACUCGAAUCCAUCGACAAAAAUCUCCCAACUCUCAUCACAGUCUUACGUUCCGUUGGCGCUGGUGAAUGUUGGCACAAACAUGGCAGCUUUCUCGACCACUUAAUCGAUAUUUACAAGAUUCUUAAAAUAUGGAAAGCACCAGAUUCUGUUUGUCUUUGUGGUCUUUUUCAUUCAGCUUACUCUAACUCCUAUGUUAAUCUUGCUAUCUUUGAUCCUAAUACUGGUCGUGAAACUGUACGUGCUCAUGUUGGUGAUGAUGCUGAGAGGUUAAUUCAUCUUUUCUGUAUUGUCCCUAGGCAGCCUUUGAUCCAUGAUGACUUGUUGUUUAAGUAUAGUGAUUUGGAACUUAUUGAACACCUUAAGAUUUCUGAAAUUUCGGUAAAAAAUGCUAAGGAAAAGAGUUUGUUUAAUGAAGAUGAAGCCUGGAGGAAGAAAUUGCAGUCAAUUUUGCCGGAAAACGGUAUAACAGUGAAGCAUAUUAAGACAGGGGAAGAUGUGUUGGUUUCCAGGAGAUUAAUAGCUGUGUUUCUCCUCAUGACAAUGGCUGAUUUUAGUGAUCAACUGUUUAAUUUUCAGGAUUUAUUGUUUGAUAACACCAAUGGUAGGUUGGAAUUUACUGGAAACAAUUCUCAAAUAACUCUAUGGCCUGGUGAUGGAAAACCAGGGCUAUGGAUGAAUUCUGUUUCAAGAAUGGGAGCUAUUUACAGUUUAAUAGUCAGAGAAGAAGAGAUUAUGAUUGAAAAAUGGAAGAAAAAUGGCGAAAAUGGGAUUGUAGAAGGGAGAGAUGAAGAAAUUGAGCUUGUAAUACCACCAGUGUUUGAAAAUUGUACAAGAGUUUUGGAUGCACAAGAGCAAAAAGAGGCAAGAGAGUUAUAUUGGGAAGGUGUUUGUGAAGGGUCUAAUAGAGGUUUAGAUUGGGCUGAGGAGAAGUUAUUGAAAAGUGUUGAGAAGAAUUCUUUUGUGGGAGAGCCACAUGUUGUAUUGGGACAGAUUUAUUUAAGUAAAGGGAAGUUUGAAGAGGCAGAAAAAGAAGCUGAAAAGGGGUUAAGACUUAUAUUGGAAUGGGGGAGUCCAUGGGAUAAGAGAAUGUCUUGGGAAGGUUGGAUUGCUUGGACUAGAGUUUUGUUGAUGAAGGCUAAAGAGAAGUCUUGGCCACAAAAUUCAUGGGGUAUUCUUAAUUUGGGUCUAGUUAGGUAAACUAUUUUUUUUGUUUGUUUAUAUUGAAUGUCUAAGAUUUAGUUCAAGUUGGUUAUCUAGUGUUUCUAAUAAAAUCUAGGGAAAGAUCCUUCCUUCGCGUCUAAAUUAUCUAUCAAUCUGUUUGUUGAGUAUCGGACCCUUGAGGUGUUACUUCUUCUUUUGGUUCAAGUUGGUUGACUAGUGUUCCUUAAUAAACAUUAGUGAAAGCAAUUAAAAUAAAUAAGAUGCUAGCGGACUUAUUUGGUAUCCGUGAUGAUUUUUGUGA